Molecule: messenger RNA, 1596 nt
Organism: Peronospora farinosa
Lineage: Eukaryota; Oomycota; Peronosporomycetes; Peronosporales; Peronosporaceae
Source: the annotation of a GenBank genome assembly
AUGCUUUUUUUCCCACGUACCCCUCGCGUACGUCAAAUACACAAGAAAGUGCCACUGCAAGAUCUGUCGAAUGAAGUGACCAAGAAUAUGGCCAUGCUAGUUUCUUGUCAAGAGAAUAUUGACAUUUCAUUACUGCAGAAACGAAUUUUAAACAGCGGUCAUGCAUUAUGGAAUCCUGCUAAUCAAAAGGACAAUGUAGCAAUACGUCGUGCUGGUCACGAUACUUGGGGUAUUGAUAAAAUUGUAUUUAUUUUUGGGGACGACUAUUUGAAGAACGUCUAUACGUUUCCAUGGUUUCACUUGUGGCAGAAGGAACUCGCGCCCAUCUUUGAGCAGAUUAACAUGCCUGUAAAUCGCGUCGUACGCUGUAUUUUGGCCUCGAUGCCGCCUGGAGCAGACAUUCCUGUACAUCACGAUACUGGGUCCUGGGUGCACUUUACACAUCGGAUGCACAUUCCCGUGUUCACGAGCCCCGACAUUGACUUUAUGGUGGGCCCUAACGAUCAGAAUAUGCAGCGCUAUGAGCUCAAGGAAGGCAAUCUCUACGAGCUUAAUAAUAGCUGUCGCCACCGCGUCAAGAACAAUUGGGAUCAGCACCGUGUGCACAUGAUCUUUGACUAUGUCGAAGAGGACUUCCAGCUGAACCGCAUGGACCUCAAACCGGGUACAAUUUUGUGGCAGACGCGUCGCUCGGUGGAUCUUUCCACCGAUUAUGGCAAGCGUGUGCCACCGUCGUUUGUUGUAAUUGGCGCGCAGAAGGCCGGUACAACGUCAUUGUAUGACUACAUUUUGCAGCACGAUCUCGUGUGGCCUGCUAAGCGUAAAGAGACCCACUAUUUCGAUUGGCGCUGGAAUAAAGAGUUGCCGGACGCCUCGACGCCCGAGGGUGCUACGCAACAUAUUCGGUACUACGAGGACACCUUUUUAGAGAGAAAAAUUCUGUACCGGUUCUCCUCGCUGAUGUCAGGUGAGGCUACACCUAGCUAUAUGCUCGGAGGAACAGUAGUGAUCAACCGUAUGCAGCAGGUAAUCCCGCAUUGCCGCAAAAUUCUGGCCAUAAUGCGUAACCCCGUGGAGCGCGCGUACUCGCACUAUUCGAUGACCGCCGAUACCAAGGGCUCUGAGAAGCAGUUGCGCAACCGUGGUCAUCAUCACCUCAAUGGACGCACGUUCGAACAGGUUGUUGACGACGAGAUCGAGGAGCUCUCGAAACUUGGCGUGCACCCGAAUAUGGAUUUUGAAGACUUUGAUGACAAAGUGAUGCGCAGACGUUUUGACUUCGACCACGGCGCGCAUUCGUUUGUAACACGUGGACUGUACGCUCUGCAGCUGGCUGGCUGGAUCGAGGCAUACGGAAAGGAGAACGUGCUGCUGCUCACUCUCGACGACUUCAAAACUACCGAAAAACUCCAUACCACCAUGGACAAGGUGUUCGACUUUUUGGAUUUGCCAUACCAUCGAAUCCACGACAUUUCAGCCAAGAAUACGCGCAAGUACGACCCUAUCAACGAUGUUGUUCGUGCCAAGCUGACUGCUUUUUACGCGCCAUAUAACGAAAAGCUGUACGAGCUCAUCGGCCGCGAUAUGGGCUGGUAG